AUGCAUCAGAUAUUGAAUGAGUGGCUCUUUUGGAAUUUCAUUGGUGAAGCAGUAAUAGGGGGAGGAGAACAGCCGAAGAAGAAGGAUGUAGCGAAUGGAAGGAACCGCAAGGCAUUAGGUGAAGUGGGGAAUGUGGCCAAUGUAAGAGGAGUUGAAGGCAAGCCCAAUCGCCCCAUCACAAGGAGAGUUGGUGCCAAUGCACCAGUAUCAGCCGCUGCUAAAAACAAGAAACAAGCUUGUAAAAAUGUGACUGGUCCUCCUCCUGUUGCUAAGGGAGUUGCAUUGGCAAAGAAAGCUGCCACCAAACAGGGUCAGAGGAAAGUCACCGUAAAACCAAAGCCUGAGGAAGUCAAUGGUAUGGAAGCUAGUGCAGACAAGGAGUUCCAGAAAGACAAGAAACAAGCUUGUGCUAAUAUGGCUGGACGACCUCCUACUGUUUCUGAUAGAAUUGCAGUGGCCAAAAGAGUGGCUGCCAAACCGGGUCAGAAGAAAGUGACUGUAAAACCAAAGCCUGAGGAAGUCAUUAUCAUUGAAGCUAAUCAGAUGAACAAGAAAAAGGAAAAUGAUGGCAACUUCAAGAAGAAACCACAUCCUUUUACUUCGGUGCUCACAGCUCGAAGCAAGGCAGCAUGCGGCAUAACUAACAAACUGAGGGAGCAGAUUAUUGACAUUGAUGCUGGUGAUAUUGGCAAUGAGCUUGCUGCUGUGGAGUAUAUUGAUGACAUUUACAAGUUCUGUAAGCUUGUUGAGAAUGAGAACCGCCCCCAUGACUAUAUAGACUCACAACCUGAGGUGAAUGAGAGAAUGAGAGCUAUACUGGUUGAUUGGCUGAUAGAAGUCAACACCAAGUUUGACCUUUCACCUGAGACCCUUUACUUGACAAUCAAUAUAAUUGAUCGGUUCCUAGCAGUUAAGAAUGUUCCGAGGAGAGAAAUGCAAUUGGUUGGUAUCAGUGCCAUGCUGAUUGCAAGCAAAUAUGAAGAAGUUAGUAGCUUAGUCUUCCUCUCAGAUGGGGCUUACACUCACGAACAGAUACUUGUUAUGGAGAAAAUCAUACUGGGCAAGCUUGAAUGGAAUUUAACUGUGCCAACACCUUUGGUUUUCCUAGUUCGUUUUAUCAAGGCAUCAGUCCCAGAUCAAGAGUUGGAAAAUAUGGCUCAUUUUCUGUCUGAGUUGGGAAUGAUGAAUUAUGCAACCUUAAGGUAUUGCCCAUCAAUGGUUGCUGCUUCGGCAGUGUAUGCAGCUAGAUGCACUCUGAAUAAGGCUUCCUUCUGGAGUGAGACACUUAAGCUGCACACGGGCUACUCACAAGAACAACUUAUGGAUUGUGGUAGAUCAUUGGUGAGCUUCCACUCCAUGUAUGGGAAGGGAAAGCUGAAGUUUGUGCACGGAAAGUAUUCUGAUCCUCAUAAAGGAGCUGUUGCUAUGCUCCCACCAGCUAAAAAUCUUCUGCCUCCCUAUAGAGUUAAUGAAGAAAAGGGAGGAGCAGGAAUUGAAUACAAAACUGAUAUAUAA
This is a messenger RNA of Sphenostylis stenocarpa, 1515 nucleotides long. The record is from the annotation of a GenBank genome assembly. Lineage: Eukaryota; Viridiplantae; Streptophyta; Magnoliopsida; Fabales; Fabaceae.